AUGUCUGUAAAUGAAGAAAUUUUUGUUGAAGAGUGUUUAUUUGAACCUAGCUUUAUAAAUAAUACUUGGAUACCUCAACAAGCUGAUGAAGAUCAGAAUCAAUCUGUAUGUACCACUAGUGUAAAUCAACAUGCUGAUGAAGAUCAGAAUCAAUCUGUAUGUACCACUAGUGUAAAUCAACAUGCUAAUGAAGAUCAGAAUCAAUCUGUAUGUACCACUAGUGUAAAUCAACAUGCUAAUGAAGAUCAGAAUCAAUCUGUAUGUACCACUAGUGUAAAUCAACAUGCUAAUGAAGAUCAGAAUCAAUCUGUAUGUACCACUAGUGUAAAUCAACAUGCUAAUGAAGAUCAGAAUCAAUCUGUAUGUACCACUGGUGUAAAUCAACAUGCUGAUGAUCAGAAUCAAUCUGUAUGUACCUCUGGUGUAAAUCAACAUGCUGAUGAUCAGAAUCAAUCUGUAUGUACCGCAGGUGUAAAUCAACAUGCUGAUGAUCAGAAUCAAUCUGUAUGUACCGCAGGUGUAAAUCAACAUGCUGAUGAUCAGAAUCAAUCUGAAUGUACCGCAGGUGUAAAUCAACAUGCUGAUGAUCAGAAUCAAUCUGAAUGUACCGCAGGUGUAAAUCAACAUGCUGAUGAUCAGAAUCAAUCUGAAUGUACCGCAGGUGUAAAUCAACAUGCUGAUGAUCAGAAUCAAUCUGAAUGUACCGCA
Molecule: messenger RNA, 708 nt
Organism: Lottia gigantea (owl limpet)
Lineage: Eukaryota; Metazoa; Mollusca; Gastropoda; Lottiidae
Exons: 1
Source: RefSeq, a predicted model, not a curated record